Cucumis sativus (cucumber) is the source of this 928-nucleotide messenger RNA. Its product is annotated as acyl-acyl carrier protein thioesterase ATL3, chloroplastic. The transcript is spliced from 5 exons. Lineage: Eukaryota; Viridiplantae; Streptophyta; Magnoliopsida; Cucurbitales; Cucurbitaceae. The record is from RefSeq and is a predicted model, not a curated record. The coding region runs from base 89 to 694 and encodes 201 amino acids. Gene Ontology annotation, cellular component: chloroplast. Gene Ontology annotation, molecular function: fatty acyl-[ACP] hydrolase activity.
AGAAACAGAGUGUCCAUAUUAUUAAUACUAUUAACAUUCCCCAUAUUCUCAUGGAUACUAAAGAAAAUUAAGUGAGCAAUUAGAAGAAAUGUUGCAGUUUCAAGCAGUUUCCAUGAAUCCAAUUCUUCAAUUUUCACCUACUAAAACCAAAUUCCCUUCUUCUUCUUCUUCUUCUUCUUCUUCACCAUUUUUCUUCACCAAAACAAGAACCUCUGUUUCUCAAAAAGUUUCCAUUAGUCAAGGUUACAAGAUGGAUGGGUACCAAGAUUUUGAGCUCAAAGUUCGUGAUUACGAGCUGGAUCAAUUCGGUGUAGUCAACAAUGCUGUUUAUGCAGAUUAUUGCUACCAUGGUCGUCACGAAUUGCUAGAAAAGAUGGGAGUGAGUCGGGAUGCAAUUACUCGGAGAGGGGAAUCAUUAGCGCUAUCAGAUUUGUCCAUGAAAUUCCUUUCAUCACUUAGAAGUGGAGAGAGAUUUGUUCUUAAAGUGAGGGUGUUCGGAAUCUCAAACGUUCGGAUCUAUAUUCAUCACUUGAUUUUCAAGCUUCCAAAUAUGGAGGCAAUCUUAGAUGCAAAGGCUACAGCAGUAUGGAUUAAUAAAAACAAUCGUCCAGUUCGAAUCCCUCAAGAGUUUUUCUCAAAAUUUGCUGAUUAUGUUGGGAAACAACAACAUCACUUCAAAACAGAACAAAAUUAGUACUGUUGGCAUCUUUCCAAUCUUUUCAUUUCUAUAUGUUGUUCAAAUUAAAAUAACAACAAUCAACUUUGAUUUUAUCAUUUCCGUUCAUGUAAUGUAAUUUCGAACAAAUCUUCAACUAUAGUUUUCCUAGAAUUUUCAAUAUUUAAAUUAGAUUACUGUAUAGUCUGUGUAUUCUAAUAAUAUAUGGUUAUCUAUUUAACAUGUUGUACUACAUGAAAUCAAAUUUGAUCA